CCAACCCCAUAAUUUUUACAAGGGGGGAGAGGGGUAAAAAUGUGACUAUAUAACACCACCUUCGUCUCCCUCCUUUUUACACUCACACCAGAGAGAAACUCACACACAGAAAAUCUCCCAUUUUCUGUGUUUUUUCUUCUUCUUCUUCCUUUUCUUCCUCUGCCUUCCUUUUUCCGUUCUGGUGCUCUGUUUCGAGAGAUCCUCUGUUUCCCCUUCUUCACAUUGGUAAAGAAGGAAACAGAGGCACGAGAGACAGGCCAGAGGACAGAUUCCGAGAAAGAGGAAAAAAGGGAAAGCUGCCCUGCACUUUUCCCUCUUCCUUUCUGGUUUCUCGCUGUCAUUUUUUGGGAGGGGAAGAAACAGGGUUCCGAGGCUUCGAUUGAAGUCUUACCAUAUCUCGUCUCGUCAUUUCCAUGCGCGGAGACAGAGUGUAAAAAUAAAAGUAAAAAGUAAAAAAGAAAGGAGAAGAAGAAGAAAUGGCACAAGAUUCGCAGAGAAUCGUGAUACCAGAGGCGCUGCAGCUGUCCAGAGAUGACAUUGGGGUUCAAUUCGCGCUGAUGUGGGAGUUCAUCAAGGCUCCGUUGAUUGUCCCCUUGCUGCAGCUCGGCGUCGUGAUUUGCCUAAUCAUGUCCCUGAUGCUCUUCUGCGAGAGGGUCUACAUGGGCAUCGUUAUCGUCCUCGUCAAGCUCUUCUGGAAGAAGCCUGAAGAGCGUUACAAUUGGGAGGCACUGGAGGAAGAUAUGGAGUCCGGUAGCUCCAACUUCCCCGCCGUUCUCAUCCAAAUCCCCAUGUUCAACGAACGCGAGGUUUACAAGCUCUCCAUUGGAGCUGCAUCGAAUCUAUCUUGGCCAGCGGAUCGUCUGGUGAUCCAAGUCCUCGAUGACUCGACGGACCCUGAAAUCAAGCAAAUGGUGGAAUUGGAAUGCCAGAGGUGGGCAAGCAAAGGGGUAAACAUCCGGUACCAAAUCCGGGAGACCCGCGGCGGGUACAAAGCCGGAGCGCUCAAGGAAGGCCUGAAACGGGGCUACGCAAAGCACUGCGACUACGUCGCCAUCUUCGACGCCGAUUUCCAGCCGGAGCCGGAUUACCUCCGCCGCGCCAUUCCCUUCCUCGUCAACAACCCGGAGAUCGCCCUCGUCCAAGGCCGCUGGCGAUUCGUGAAUUCCAACGAGUGUCUGCUGACAAGGAUGCAAGAGAUGUCGUUGGACUAUCAUUUCACCGUGGAGCAGGAAGUCGGGUCAGCCACCCAUGCCUUCUUCGGUUUCAAUGGGACGGCGGGAGUAUGGAGAAUAGCAGCCAUUGAUGACGCGGGUGGUUGGAAAGACAGAACCACCGUGGAAGAUAUGGAUCUCGCUGUCAGGGCCAGCCUCCGCGGCUGGAAGUUUGUCUACCUCGGAGACCUUCAGGUAAAAAGCGAGCUUCCCAGCACAUUCAAGGCCUUCAGGUUCCAACAACACAGGUGGUCCUGCGGUCCCGCCAACCUGUUCAGGAAAAUGGUGAUGGAGAUCGUCAGAAACCAGAAAGUCCGGUUCUGGAAGAAGGUCUAUGUCAUCUACAGCUUCUUCUUCGUCCGGAAGAUCAUAGCCCACAUGGUGACAUUCAUCUUCUACUGCGUCGUGCUUCCCCUGACGAUCCUGGUGCCCGAGGUUCAGGUGCCCAUCUGGGGAGCGGUCUACAUUCCUUCGAUCAUCACGAUCCUGAACUCGGUGGGGACCCCGAGGUCGAUUCACCUGCUGUUCUACUGGAUCCUGUUCGAGAAUGUCAUGUCGUUGCAUCGCACCAAGGCGACUUUGAUCGGGCUGUUGGGAGCUGGGAGGGCCAACGAGUGGGUUGUGACGGAGAAGCUUGGGAAUACCCUGCAGAAAGUUGCUGAUGCUGCUAAGAACAAGACUUCUGCUGCUAAGGCUAUCAAACGACACCGCUUCAAGUUUGCUGAGAGGUAAUUAGUGGCUUUGAAUUUGGAAUCACUUCAUUGAAUUCUGUUUUGGCCAAUCUGCCUUCUCUAGACUAGAUAGUUGGACACAAUCAUAUCCCAGCUAGGAUGAUGGUUGACCACCAAAUCCAACUCUCUUCCAAUUUUCCAAAUAUGAUUUUAUAGUUAGAAUGAUAGAAUCUUUGCAGUGUGUUGGAAACUACUCAUGACUUCAGAGAGUCAUAUAUGGAAUAGAUAAAGGGUUAGGUUUAUUGUCUGGUUGACCUGUUUCUGGGGUUCAGUAUAGUUAGUAGAGAUGAUGAAGUGGGCUUCUCUGCCAUUCACCUAAACCCUUUUGGCUGCUGUGGUAACGACAUUUGGAUAGGAGACCUUUCGGUUUAGCAUUAUGGUUCUGAUUUCUGGUUGUGUUUGUUUGGGGGACAGGUUGAACAAGACAGAGCUGGGGUUUGCAUUGUUCCUGUUCGUCUGUGGCUGCUAUGACUAUGUUCAUGGGAAGAACAACUACUUCGUAUACCUAUUCCUUCAGACCAUCACCUUCUUCAUUGCUGGAGUUGGCUACAUUGGCACCAUCAUAUAAGCAGACUGGCUGAUCAUUAGAGAGUGAUCACCAGAAGAAGGAAGAAGCCAAAAGAACUGUGGUUCGAGGGGCGCAAGCCUAUCAUUGUUCAUGAUGCUCUCUGCAUUUUGUUUGUUUGUUGUUCAGGAGUGAAGGGAUACAUGCCCUUGAGAGCAUUUCAGAUUGCAGACAGCCUGCUGGUUUUUGUUUUUGUUUUUGGGUUUUAGAUUGUUCUAAGUGGCUCCAUUGUUACAUGUGAUCUCUAUUCACAGAGAAAUUUCAAAUUGGGAGUGUAAAAAAAGUCAUUACUAGCUGAACCUAGAAGGUUAAGACCAUAGAUAGUUGCUGUUUUUACCAUAAAGAGAGGGUGGACAGAAAGGGAAGCAUGCUACCAGAAGGAGAAGAAGAAGAAGAAGAACAACAGCAUCUUUUCUUAUAUAUAGUAUAUUGUAUGGUCAUUGAGGAGAGGGUCUUUCUUCUGGCCUUCCCCUUCCCCUCUUUUUUGUAAUAGAUUGUUUUUUAGAUUCUUCUUUCUUCCUUUAGGCUUGUUUGUUGCAGAUGCUGGAAAUAAACAGCCUUGAAGAAAUUUGAUGCCAUUCUUAUAUCUCAAAAGAAAGAUUAAAUCUUCAUUGUUCAAGCAGAAUCCUGCAUGCCUGAUAUUCCCUUUUCCUGAUACUCUCAGUUAGUACAAUGGGG
Linum tenue is the source of this 3185-nucleotide messenger RNA. Lineage: Eukaryota; Viridiplantae; Streptophyta; Magnoliopsida; Malpighiales; Linaceae. The record is from the annotation of a GenBank genome assembly.